Molecule: messenger RNA, 2116 nt
Organism: Egretta garzetta (little egret)
Lineage: Eukaryota; Metazoa; Chordata; Aves; Pelecaniformes; Ardeidae
Product: hippocampus abundant transcript 1 protein
Exons: 11
Coding region: 146-1453 (435 amino acids)
Biological process (GO): transmembrane transport
Cellular component (GO): membrane
Molecular function (GO): transmembrane transporter activity
Source: RefSeq, a predicted model, not a curated record
UCUAUCACAGAUCAGGAUACGUGUCAUUUUUUUUUUCACUUACGGAGCUGUUUUGCAGCGACAGGGGAUCGGAGAGCCCAGCGUGUACCACGCCGUGGUGGUUAUUUUCCUGGAAUUCUUUGCCUGGGGGCUGCUGACCACGCCGAUGCUAACGGUGUUACACCAGACUUUUCCUCAUCACACAUUCUUGAUGAAUGGCCUGAUUCAUGGAGUCAAGGGUCUGCUUUCUUUUCUAAGUGCCCCACUGAUUGGUGCUCUCUCUGAUGUCUGGGGCAGGAAGUCCUUCCUCCUCCUCACCGUCUUCUUCACGUGUGCGCCAAUUCCCCUUAUGAAGAUCAGUCCAUGGUGGUAUUUUGCUGUCAUUUCCAUGUCUGGAGUCUUUGCUGUCACCUUUUCUGUGAUUUUUGCCUAUGUUGCUGAUAUCACACAGGAGCAUGAACGCAGCACAGCGUAUGGCUUGGUGUCAGCCACGUUUGCUGCUAGUCUGGUCACAAGCCCAGCGAUUGGUGCGUACCUUUCCCAAGCCUAUGGCGAUACGUUGGUGGUUGUGCUAGCUUCAGGUGUUGCUUUGCUGGAUAUUGGUUUCAUCCUGCUGGCUGUGCCAGAGUCUCUGCCAGAAGAGAUGCGCCCAGUCUCUUGGGGAGCUCCAAUCUCUUGGGAACAAGCAGACCCGUUCGCUUCCUUGCGGAAGGUGGGUCAGGAUUCCACAGUGCUGCUCAUCUGUAUCACCGUCUUUCUAUCCUACCUUCCUGAAGCCGGCCAGUACUCCAGCUUUUUCCUGUACCUGCGACAGGUCAUUGGUUUUUCCUCCGAGACUGUGGCAGCCUUUAUUGGCGUAGUUGGGAUUCUCUCUAUCCUGGCUCAGACAGUAGUGCUGGGAAUUCUCAUGCGUUCGAUAGGAAAUAAAAACACCAUCCUGUUGGGACUAGGCUUCCAGAUCCUGCAGCUUGCCUGGUAUGGCUUCGGAUCACAGCCUUGGAUGAUGUGGGCAGCAGGAGCUGUGGCUGCGAUGUCUAGCAUCACCUUCCCAGCCAUCAGUGCCAUGGUGUCCAGGAACGCGGACCCCGACCAACAGGGUGUGGUGCAGGGGAUGAUCACUGGAAUUCGGGGUCUGUGUAAUGGCCUGGGGCCAGCGCUCUAUGGCUUCGUCUUCUAUCUCUUCCAUGUGGAGUUGAAUGAAAUGGCUGAGGUGGAAACGUUGGGUAAGGCCUCCAAACCCAACAUGGCCAACCCUACGGACGAGAGCAGCAUUAUCCCAGGGCCUCCGUUCCUGUUUGGGGCUUGUUCUGUCCUGCUGUCGCUCCUGGUGGCCUUGUUCAUUCCGGAACACAACCUUGCACUGAGAUCGGGCAGCCACAAGAAGCACAGUAACGGAGCCCAGGCGCACGCCCACAGCCCGCAGGCCGGAGGAUUGGAUGGCAAGGAGCCCCUGCUCGAGGACAGCAGCGUAUGAGGUUGGGAGAGAAGGACCUGGCUUGCGUCUCAACUCCAGAUCAAGGACGGACUUAGCCAGUCGGAGUUUGGGGAGAGAGGGUGGGGGGAGAGAAGAAAGGAGGUAACAGCCUGUGCCACUAACAGCUAAUGAGAAGGGACAGGGUUUCCCUUCGAGCCAAAUAUACCCAGCUGGUGCAAAAAUGGAAUUGUAUCACCUGGUGCUGGUGGGAAGGGGAGAUGCUGAACUGCUCCACACGUAGGGGUGGCUUUUUAAAGCAAACCUGCCCUUGUACGGGAAUACUGAACUUCAUGGUGUGACCUGCCAAAUACUCAACUCACCAGUGAAAAAUUAAGGAGCUAGCGUUGUCGUUGUUCUAACGUGAACUAACUGAGUUGCCAGCCAGAGUGAAACGAGGCAUCUGUUACACGCCCCAUCCCCUUACGUAGCUGGUACUUGCUACUGAUCCCGCCGCAGCUCGAUGGCAAACCCCGGCCUGGGGAGAGGCUCGACCGCUGUGGUGCGCAGCCCGUGCUGCCGCACACCGAGCAGAAAGCGCGUGUGUGUGAAUUACGAGGAAUGGGUAGAGUAGCCAAGUGCCAGCAGGUCCCUGCUGCUUGAGGGUCUGGUGAAUUUGCCUGUUCUGGCCCAAGUGAAACUUAGACCCAAAAAAAAAAAUCUGCU